AUGUCUUCCUCUGUGAACCUAAAACUGCUCGGCGGAUUGACACACGUUCUACCGGCGUCAGUUCCUGAUGCGGACCACCUUUCUCUCCGCAGCCUGGACUUCUUCCACCACAUGGUAGCACCUAUUCUUUCAGGGCCUCUACGCAGGACCUUGUGGACCUCUAGUGUCACCCAGUUGGUGUAUGAGGAGCCCGCUGCUCGACAUGCGGCUAUAGCCAUCAGCGCUUUAUAUGAGCAGUUUGACCGUCGACCUGAGGAGGCUUGGAGUCUCUCUGGUAAAGAUUUCGCCAUGCUGCAUUACAAUAGGGCGAUAAGACAGGUCCUCAAUAUCAAGGAACUAGGUUGUAGAGAGACAGACACUGUUCUUGUUGUUUCAAUUCUCUUUAUCUGCAUCGAGUUUCUAUUCGGGAACUCAGAAGCAGCUAUAAACCACUGCAGACAUGGAAUAUCCCUCAUGAACGCAUCUACCUCGGAAAUGGAUCUCGUUCCUAUUUUUCGACAUCUCAGUCUGGUCCAGCUUUUCUUCCCCCAGGGUACCUCGAAAGUUCCUAUUCUUGCCAACGGUGGGUAUAACAGACCAUUUGAACCCUUCAGAACAUUCUCUGAGGCCCUAGACAGCCUUGACAGUAUCAUAUACGAUUCCAUCGCUCUGGCUCGUUACAGGGAUCAUGCCCGUGCCACUUCCGCCACGAAUACAGCCUAUCCACCUGCUGUUGUGGAAAAACAAAGGAAAUACGAUACAGCCCUAGAUAGCUGGCUCGUUUAUUUUCAUCUAUUGACGGCAACGCAAGAAGAAGACAUUGGGAUGGAAACCCUUAUACGUAUUCUCCAGACAAGAUGGUUGGUUACCAAGAUCUGGACAAAUUGCUGCCUCAAGGACGAUGAAGAGGCAUAUGAUGCCUAUUUGCCCGAGUUUGAGUGGAUUGUCGAAAUUGCCAGUCUGCCAUACCCUGAGCAAGAUCCAUUUUGGUCGAGAUCUCCAAAAUUUUCGUUCGAGGUGGGGCUCGCUCAACAGCUCUAUUUUGUGGUUAUAAAAUGCCGUAGCCUUUCUAUUCGGCUGAAGGCACUGUUAUUGAUUCGCGAGAAAUGCUGCCGAAGGGAAACGUUGUUUGAUUCGGAUGCGAUGAUCUGCAUUGGCCAACAGAUCAUCGAGACCGAGCAUGGUGUUCAACUGGGUUUGGACCCCGAGAAGUUCAGCAGGGAAAUACAAAAUAAGGAAGAAUACCACUCGCUUCCGGCCGAGACCCAAAGGCUCCAAGAACAUGCUUUUUCAAAGUUGGAUUUGAAUAGCCAUCCGCAAAGUAAUAGAAGAACUCUAUCACAGGGUCGCCGCAAGCUUUACUUUCAUCUUCCAACAUCGGAAUGUCGAGAAGAGUAUCCUAAGCGCUCUUCACACCCGUUUGUAUUACAAAUUCCAUUUUAA
Molecule: messenger RNA, 1422 nt
Organism: Penicillium macrosclerotiorum
Lineage: Eukaryota; Fungi; Ascomycota; Eurotiomycetes; Eurotiales; Aspergillaceae
Product: C6 zinc finger domain-containing protein
Exons: 1
Coding region: 1-1422 (473 amino acids)
Source: RefSeq, a predicted model, not a curated record